Molecule: messenger RNA, 1799 nt
Organism: Mauremys mutica (yellowpond turtle)
Lineage: Eukaryota; Metazoa; Chordata; Testudines; Geoemydidae
Gene: DUSP28
Product: dual specificity phosphatase 28
Exons: 4
Coding region: 829-1206 (125 amino acids)
Biological process (GO): protein dephosphorylation
Cellular component (GO): cytoplasm
Molecular function (GO): MAP kinase tyrosine/serine/threonine phosphatase activity
Source: RefSeq, a predicted model, not a curated record
AUCAGGAAGAGAGACCAGCAAACUGGUAAUAAUCUAAAACCAUUAGAUCUGCAUUAAAUAUCAAGGUGAGAGGCAUUCUGUAAAUAUCUGAGAUAGACUUACUAUAUAAGAUGCAGUUUCAAUAUACAAUUAGCAACUACUUCAUUCAGAAAUCAAAUUGUUUUUAUUACUGAGCAGAGCAUUUGGUAUAAGUCAAAAUCAUAUUACUUUAUUUGCUGUAAGAAGAAAGGGAAAGUUUUCCACUAAAAAGUUACUACAUGAGUAGUGAAACACAUCCUUUUGCCCAAAACUUUGGAAUUUAAGAUAGGAGAUAGAAACAAAACUACCCAAGAUUUGCAAGAACAAAUCCUAACAAUAAAAGCAUCUUUCUCCAGUUCCAGGAAGGUCUGCAAAGGAAAGUAGUGAAUCAUCUGUCAAACAUUCACAGACAUUAGAAGUUUCAUUUAAAGUAGGGGUACUGACAUCUAAAUUGGCUGAGGCUCAGAAGAGAAUAAAGAAAUCAAAUCAGCAGAAAACAGAACCUUAUACAACACUUAAUAGAGCCUAGGCCAAAAAAAGAGUUCUCACCUGUGAAAAAUUUAUUCAAAGCUGAAAUAUAAAAAUUAAAUUUCAGUUUAGGAAUAUGAGCUGCUUAACAUAGGGGAAGUCCAAUGAAAAAUGAAAACAUAUUUUGAUGGCCAAGCUUCUGAUAAGGAGUAUGAACGCGGAAAUCAGGCAUUGAUCACCAUGAGAGGCAUAAUAUACACUGCAUUGGGGUCAAUGAAAUUUGGAAUACAGCAGAGGAACAAGACAGUGAUAGUACAUGAGGGGAAACUGCCACCCUAGCCUAUGAUGCCCAGGCAGCAGCCAUUCCCGGGCCUUCACCACAUCCGAAGCCUGCGCGUUCCUGUUUUUGAUGACCCUUUGGAGGACUUGUAUAAGUAUUUUGAACAGUGCAACAAUGCCAUAGAGGACACAGUACGAAGUGGUGGAAAAUGCUUAGUUUACUGUAAAAAUGGCCGCAGCAGAUCUGCAGCGAUCUGCACAGCCUAUCUGAUGAGACACCAAAAUCUCACUCUCAAGGAUGCCUUUGAGACUGUGAAGACUGCCAGACCAGGAGUAGAGCCCAACACAGGAUUCUGGACUCAGCUGCAGCGAUAUGAAGAACAUUUACAGACGCAGCAUCAGUUGGGUCAUUCUUCUGAAAAAGUGAUUUCUUCCAAAUAAAUAUAAUUCUCAUUGAAAUUUUCUUUUUCAAAGUUUUAAACACAAUUGCUUCUAAAAGGCCUAGCAGGGCUGCAAAACCAACUAGAAGAACAUAAAACAUCCAGCCUUCUCAAUUUAUUUUUGAGGUUUGCAUGACAUUCAGAUUCUGCAGAUUAAGCAGAUGUUUAAAAACAUUCUAAACUUUAUGGGUGCAAAGAUAAUCUUCCAAAUGUGAACAGAGUGUAACCAAAGCAGUAUUAUUUUCCACGAUCCUGUAAACAGCCUACAACAAUGACACGAGGUGUGAAUUUCCUCAUUCAGCUCACUGAGGUGCUAACUUUAAAGUGUAAUGAAGACUCUAAGUAUUUAACUGUUGAUCAUUUUAGCAGAUGGAAUUGGGGUAGGAGAGCAGCCCGCAGGUGACGGAAAUUGCUGCAGGGAAAAAGGUGCAGAGUGAAGCAAGGAAGAGAAAUGAACAGGGAAGAGAGACAAACAUAAAGGAUAGGGAAGGAAGAAAAACAAAGGGAAAAAAUAGUGGUGCAGUCCUAAUGGUGAGCAUAUUUUCCCAUUGAGUGAUGCUACAUAUGACAAUAGGGUACUGAAUAAAUAACUUU